Messenger RNA from Lepisosteus oculatus (spotted gar), 2540 nucleotides. RefSeq names its product polymerase (DNA directed), delta 2, regulatory subunit (gene pold2). Gene Ontology annotation, molecular function: DNA binding. NCBI's taxonomy places the organism in Eukaryota, Metazoa, Chordata, Actinopteri, Semionotiformes, Lepisosteidae. Gene Ontology annotation, cellular component: delta DNA polymerase complex. The record is from RefSeq and is a predicted model, not a curated record. Gene Ontology annotation, biological process: DNA replication; DNA strand elongation involved in DNA replication.
UGGCGCGGGAGUUCGCAAAUGUUGUCCCUUGAGUCGGUAGACGUGAUAAAUUGAAUUAAAAGAAAAAGGAGCAUUUAACACCGUGUCUACUUCGAGAUACUGUGUAAUAAAAUUAUAAAGGAAAGUCUCAACUCCUUUCGUUUCUCCUCCCUCUCGUCUGCCGCCAGGGAUGUUCUCUGAUCUGACGGUCCCGAAGGAGGGAACCCUGCUGGGCCCCCCUGCCUCCGAGGGGCCGGUGUUUGAAAGAGUGCGCCCGUCGUACGUCAGCUGUUCCGAGCGCUUCAAACUGGGGGAGCGCAGCUUCAACCGCCAGUACGCCCACAUCUACGCCACCCGCCUCGUGCAGAUGAGCCCCGUCCUCGUUAAGCGAGCCCAGCAGAAGUGGGGUGCAGGUGUGCCUAUCAGGAAGCUGUGUGAAAUCCAAAUGGGGGAGCAGUGUUGCAUUGUGGGAACCAUCUUUAAGCACAUGGAGCUCCAGCCAUCCAUCCUGCGAGAGAUCAGCGAGGAGCACAAUCUCCUACCCCAGCCUCCUCGGGCCAAGUACAUAUGCCAGUCAGAUGAGCUCAUUCUGGAGGAUGAACUGCAGAGAAUAAAACUGGAAGGCAACAUUGACACACAGAAGCUUGUUACAGGCAGCGUGGUUGCUGUGUUUGGUGCAGAGAAGAACGAUGGAAAAUUCACGGUGGAAAGCUACUGCACGGCUGACCUCCCUUGCCAACCCCCCAGGAAAGAUUUAGAUGCUGACCAGUACGUUCUUCUGGCCUCCGGGCUGGGGCUGGGGGGCGGCAGUGCAGACAGCCUCCUGGGGCUGCAGCUGCUCAUCGACAUGGUGACCGGACAGCUGGGCGACGAGGGCGAGCAGAGCGGCGCGGCCCGCAUCUCCCGCGUCCUGCUCGCUGGCAACCUGCUGAGCCAGAGCACCCAGGGCAAGGACUCCAUCAACAAGGCUAAGUACCUAACCAAGAAGACACAGGCAGGCAGCGUGGAGGCGAUCCGCAUGCUGGAUGAAGUGCUCGUGCAGCUGGUGGCCUCUGUGCCUGUGGACCUGAUGCCAGGAGAGUACGACCCAACCAACUACACUCUACCCCAGCAGCCUCUGCACCGCUGCAUGUUCCCCCUGUCCCGGGCCUACCCUACCCUGCAUCUUGUCAGCAACCCCUUCCAGGCCGAAAUCAACGGGGUCCGAUUUUUGGGGACCUCCGGGCAGAAUGUAAAUGACAUCUUCAAAUAUAGCAGUAUGGACAAACACCUGGACAUCCUGGAGACCACACUGAGACUCUCCCACCUUGCGCCCACUGCACCUGACACACUGGGCUGCUACCCCUUCUACCAGAACGAUCCCUUCAUUCUGGAGGAAUGUCCACACGUCUACUUCUGUGGCAAUGCUCCCUCCUUCCAGUCGAAACGCAUCACAGGAGCGGAUGGUCAAGAAGUCCUCCUGGUCGCUGUCCCAGAAUUCAGCACAACACAAACCGCUUGCCUGGUCAACCUACGCAAUCUGGAGUGUCAGCCAAUCAGCUUCUCGGCUUUCUCAGCCGAGGAUGAGGAGGAGAGUGAAAUGAACAUCAGCCACUGAGAGUGGCAAAAGAAAGCUAACAAGCACAGACUGUUUCCUCACAAGUAUCUAGUGAUUGUGUUCAGAAUGAGUGAGGCCAUCGUGACAUCAGAAACCUUGGAUUCCUCCUGCUGUGUGGAAGUAACUCUACAGCCAGAUGAUGUACCAGAAUCCCUGCUAUGUUUCUUUGUGAAGUAACCCCUUGUUCACUGUGGUUUAUCUGAAUUGGAUAUUAACACAGAAUUCAUUCAUCUGACACUAGCUAUUUUUACAGUUUGCGUCUGCCUCCAACAUCUAUGGAAUUGAAUAAGCUGGAGACCAUAACUCAGUUAAGUGUGUCUGUUUCCGUCAACCUAUUUGCUGCAUUGGAUUGUCAGGUGUUUUUUUCUCUGAUGUGAACUUAUUAGAAAUAAUGCAUAUUAUAGAACUUGCUCAGGUUAAAAAAACACGAACCUGCAAUAAUGUAAGAUCACAAGUGAGGAAGUGCCACUUGCAGGUGGCAUUUAAAAGACACCUUGUCGUACAUUGUUUUGUUUAAACCCCAUAAUAGCAGUGUCAGUUGUUUGUUGAAGAAGGAUUUCAUAUUUGUUAAAUGAGGACAGAUACAGUUAUGUUCCUUUUAAUGUCCAAAGAUAAUGGUCUUGCUAAGAAACAGAUUAAAUGUAUGAUACAAAUGAAUCUACUCUUUAUUUUAAUAAACGUAUAGACAAUGUUUGGGAUCAUUAUCAUAUGUAUGGUUAUGGGCUUUGAAAGUGGAAGUGUCAUUGAGUGUUAGUGUUUCAGUGUACAUGCAUGCUAAUACAGUUAAAAAGAAAUGAUCAGACUUACAGUACAACAGUCAGUAAGAAUUAGCAUCCUGGGGAAGGGGAGUCAUUUGCUCCCAGAUUGUACCCUGCAUUCAAGAUAGUUGGCCUUGGAUAGAUGAUUGAUUGUUCAGAUGUAUUAAAAUAAAUGCAAAACAUUUCAAGUAAAUAUUUAGAUCAUU